ACUGUACCUUACUUUACCUUACCUCACCUUUAGGUCCCGCGCUUGUGCCGCGCGCUCGCUGUCACGAUGGCCACCAAUAUGGACGAAACAACUCUUUCUACGCUCGAUUUGUUGGAAUCGCGGCUUCUCCGUAUCGAGCAUCUCCUCUAUGGCCAGAACCAAUCACCAGCGCUGGCUCAAGACCAGUCGGCGGCUAGCCAUCUCAACAAGCUCGAGCGACGUUUCUCGAUGCUCCUGUCCGAUGUCCGCGUUUACCACGAGCUCAUGAAGAUCUGUACGUAUCAGGAAUAUUUUGAAGUCUCAAUCCAUACUAAACCCCUGUUAGACAGAGCUCACCCCGAUUUCUUUCAUUCGGCCGACCCAUCAGAGCCACCAUCACAGCUGGACAUCGAUGCACUCCAAUCCAUUGUUCUAGCCUCAGCGUCCGCCUUUCCUGCGACUCUAUCGUCCCUUACCGCAAUCAAAGACAGUCCAAUUCCAGAUCCUGCGGAUAGCGCAGCGCUUGUGGCAUUGCAGGAUAGAAUGACAGCAAUCGAAGCAACUCAAAUCGCACAAGCUGCUGAAAUGGCCGACCUUCGACAAAGGAGCGAAAUUGCGGUUCGUUCCUGGUAUGAAACAGGUAUUCUCGAUAACUCGAAAACGAUGGCCAAUCUCGAGUCUCGAGUGAAGGUUGUUGAGCGCCAGGUGAGGAGGACAGAGCGAGAGUUGGAGGCUGAAGAAGAGCUAUGAAAACAUAUUUAAAGAUACCCUUGAAAUUAAGAAAUUGGUUGGCUUAGAUCUGUUAGUUUGGGCAAGUAGAAGUACAUACAAAGCAUACGUAUGGCCUGCCCCGGUGGCCCAAUAUAUUCACUCAAUAAUGCAUUCGAGUUCGACAUCGGCAAGUCAGAUAUUUAGCUAUUUGAUUCGGCUGACCUCUUUUUCGAAGCCAGCCUGGAGCAAGGGGUUUUGCAGGACAUGAUUACAGGUGAGGCUGAACUGUAUCGACUCAUUGUUUGUACUUGAGAUCUCAUUGAGAAGAAAUCGAGUCUUGAUUCCCCCUCGAUAUUGCAACAAAUUACACUCAGAUCGGCCAUAGGAUCGUUCUUAAAAGUCCCACCUAUGAUGCCAAUACCAAUCCUAGACCAGAGCAAUUCUCAUGAACAUCGC
Messenger RNA from Fusarium odoratissimum NRRL 54006, 1146 nucleotides. RefSeq lists its product as uncharacterized. Bases 67 to 729 code for a protein of 220 amino acids. The transcript has a single exon. Gene Ontology annotation, biological process: cytoskeleton-dependent cytokinesis. NCBI's taxonomy places the organism in Eukaryota, Fungi, Ascomycota, Sordariomycetes, Hypocreales, Nectriaceae. The record is from RefSeq and is a predicted model, not a curated record. Gene Ontology annotation, cellular component: dynactin complex.